CAGAAAUAUCGCGAAGAUGAGCGGAAGAGGCAAAACCGGAGGCAAAGCCAGGGCUAAGGCCAAGACCAGGUCAUCCCGCGCCGGGCUCCAGUUCCCCGUGGGUCGUGUUCACAGGCUUCUCCGCAAGGGCAACUAUGCGCAGCGUGUGGGAGCUGGCGCACCCGUCUACCUGGCCGCCGUGCUGGAGUACCUCACCGCUGAGAUCCUGGAGUUGGCCGGCAACGCGGCUCGUGACAACAAGAAGACCCGUAUCAUCCCCCGUCACCUGCAGCUGGCCGUCCGCAACGACGAGGAACUCAACAAACUUCUCGGUGGCGUUACGAUCGCUCAGGGUGGAGUGCUGCCCAACAUCCAGGCGGUUCUUCUCCCCAAGAAGACCGAGAAGGCCGUUAAGGCCAAGUAAAGACUAAACCUUUGUUUCACGUUCCCCAAAGGCUCUUUUAAGAGCCACUCACUACACUCUUCAAAAGCGCAUUGUCUUUCAAUUCUUAUCAAGUGACAAGUUUGGUGGACUCUAAAUGAAAGCUACAAUACAUAUUUAAAGAUCCUGUAAAGUGGACCUGAAAACGAGUUUUAAGUUCGCCACACCAAAGAAUUUGUUAUUGACUACCCAUCCAAAUUCGAAUGAAUAGCAGAGGUAUCUGGUAUGAGUUGGUGAAAACCGCUAAAUUGAUAUUAGGCUACUCGGUGUAGAAUGAUAUUUUGGUGAAAUGGUAGCUAAUGUGUUAAAAGUAGCCUAGUUGGAGAGCUUGCUGUCUGGUGUCCAUUUUUACUGUUACAGC
Osmerus eperlanus (European smelt) is the source of this 782-nucleotide messenger RNA. RefSeq names its product histone H2A. Gene Ontology annotation, biological process: heterochromatin formation. Gene Ontology annotation, molecular function: DNA binding; protein heterodimerization activity; structural constituent of chromatin. Gene Ontology annotation, cellular component: chromatin; nucleosome. NCBI's taxonomy places the organism in Eukaryota, Metazoa, Chordata, Actinopteri, Osmeriformes, Osmeridae. The transcript has a single exon. Bases 17 to 403 code for a protein of 128 amino acids. The record is from RefSeq and is a predicted model, not a curated record.